GGCUAUUUGUUAAAUCUUUUCGUCGUUGAAAAAACGUACUCCGACUCAAUAUAUGUCGUCCCAGGCUGCCGAGAAAACCACCAGAAACUUACCAAAGCCUAAGGCUGCGUACCUUCCUACUAGCAAGGACUCUCCGUUAUACGCCAACAGAGAGCUGUACAAUGCUAUUGCCGCCACUCACGAGGCUGGCAAACGCGAGCUCAUUGAAAAGAUCACUGUCCCUGUUCGCUCGGGACGUGCUUGGAAAGUUCCCAAAGGACACGUUUGCCGGAUCAUUGCCUUGGAGGGUCCGCAGGUGGGCGACCUCAACAUUUGGAAUGCCAACAACCCAAGAGAGAGACUUUGGGCUUCUCGUACCAGACAGCUACACUCUGCCCACGUUUCUGUGUACGACCGUCUGUGGUCCAAUCUGCCAUAUUUGAGACCGCUUUGUACCAUCACAGGUGACUCCAUUGCGUAUGGUCAAGAUGAGUGGGGUGGAAGAUGCCACGAUCUCCUUGGCACCCGCUGCGACCCUUACGUCGAUAAGCUAUUAUCUGGGGAAGAUAAUGAUUUCCACUGCCAUUCCAACUUGACGCGUGCGGUUCUGCCAUACGGGUUGACCGAGUUCGAUGUCCACGAUGUGUUAAACGUGUUCCAACUCACUGGACUCAACGAGCACGACCAGUACUUUAUGGAGACCUGUCCUGCGAAGAAAGGUGAUUACUUUGAAUUUUUCGCAGAGACAGAUCUGCUAUGUGCUCUGUCGACCUGUCCCGGCGGCGACCUGUCGCAGUGGGACUGGGGUGAGUCUGAGGAUGGCGCAGGGGUGGACAUGACUGAGUGCUGCAGGCCGCUUGGUGUUGAGGUUUAUAAACUUACUGAUGACUCAGUUUUGCAAAACUGGACCGAGCCGCAGCCUGUUAAAUAUAACGGUUUGCAUGGUCUCAAAAUGCCUUGAAUAAAUUAUUUUUUAUUCCCCAUGUCUCGGCCAAUCUCGUAUUUAGAAGAUUUGUAUUGUCUACGUAACGAGAUCGGCUGCUACUCGUGCUGCCAGGUUGCGGGUGUAUACUCAGUAGACCUCUCGCGAGAGCUCCUGUGGAGCGCACUGCGCAAACUCGUGCUGCGGUAUUCACAGCUGUCAUUGCAGUUGUUCGCGAACGAAGGCCGUCAGGAGAUCCGGCCGCUGGAUGGCUACACAAUGGACGACGUGCUGGAGAUCCACGCUGAUUGCAACAUGCUCGAUCUCAUCUCGGAGCUCAACAAACGCCAUUUCAGCCUCAACGUCCAGUCUCCGUUGUGGAGGCUCGUUCUCGUGGGUAAAAACCGGUUAGUGUUUUGCUACGAGCACCUGCUGUUCGACGGAACUUCGGGCAAAAACUUCCACAUACUGCUACGCGAUGCACUGGUUGAGACGCUGGUCGAAACGGACGCUGUCGACACUACCUUGCCGCUAUUUGAUCGUUCCCGCGAUGUUCUUCCUGCUACCAACCCCGAACAGAUGGCUUUUAUUAAUUACCGGCCAUCUAUGGCAUUUUCUGUGCGUGUGGUCUUUGAGGAGUUUGCACCCAAGUGGCUCAAGAGGUUGCUGCAGCCAUUUUCGAAGUUCCCGUUGGUUAUGGACCUGUUUGAACGAACGGACCUAGCGCGCCAGCCGCGGGUGGCAAACGACGUGUUCGAACUCGUGCAGCUUUCGCAGGAGCAGGUGGCGCAGCUUGUUGCUCUGGCUCGCAAUCACGGUGUGAAACUCACCGCGAUGCUCACCAUGCUGAUGCAUGUGUCAUUGCUACCAAUCGUGGGAAACAAGUACACAGAAAUCUCAAUCCCGGUGGAUUUGCGGCGAUUUAUGUUUGCAGAGCCAGGCCCGCCAGAGCUCGGCCUGUUCAUGGGGGGGAUCAACGUCAAGCUGUUUCCUGCAGCAGAGUACGGCUUGGUUGCGGACGAGUGUAACUGGCCCCUGGCUGCGGCGGUGCAAGAUCAGCUCGACCAGGGCCUUUCUUCUAGCAUGCAAGCCAUCGGGCUGCUCAAAUAUUUUAGUCCUCGUGAUUAUCUGGAGUCCAAGCUGAAGUCCCCGCGCACGACCACGAUAGAAGUUUCGAACCUUGGCACUGUCACCAGCACUUCGCCUGUAAAGCUGUUGCGCCUCACCUUUGCACAGCCGUUAGGGCUAACCGGCCCCUAUUUCGGUAUGAACAUCGUCGGCGCAGACAAAGGCAUCGACAUUGUUCUCGUCACGUCGCCAGAAAUGGCGUCCGAGCUGGCACAAACAAAAGCUGCCAUUCUACGCCUUCUGAAUAAAAUACUCUAGCUUCACAUAUUAUUAUGGCUGUGCCCGAUUUA
Molecule: messenger RNA, 2319 nt
Organism: Ogataea polymorpha
Lineage: Eukaryota; Fungi; Ascomycota; Pichiomycetes; Pichiales; Pichiaceae
Exons: 1
Coding region: 962-2287 (441 amino acids)
Source: RefSeq, a predicted model, not a curated record